This is a messenger RNA of Sitodiplosis mosellana (orange wheat blossom midge), 3813 nucleotides long. RefSeq names its product vanin-like protein 1. Bases 165 to 1736 code for a protein of 523 amino acids. The record is from RefSeq and is a predicted model, not a curated record. The transcript is spliced from 6 exons. NCBI's taxonomy places the organism in Eukaryota, Metazoa, Arthropoda, Insecta, Diptera, Cecidomyiidae.
GUAGUCCGAAAUCAGUGCUACAAGACAGAAGUGAUUUUUUGUUCUGAUUGAAAUAAAAUAUAGUGUUUUAAAUGCUUUGAACUGCAAGUAUUCGAUUUCAAUUCAUAUUCAUUCGUUCUCUUUGAACAUUUCCAACCAUAGUUGUACUCUGCAAGUGUAAAAAAAUGUUUUCCAAAUUUCUGGUAGUAAUUUGUCUCAUUUUCAUAAAUGGCUGCCGAAGUGAAGAGUCAGCAACAUACACAGCAGCGGUUGUCGAAGUAAAUCCUCUGUCCGAAGGUAAUACCACAAAGAGUGUGAAUGAGGUCACAAAACAAGCCAUCGACAUCAUUGAAUCGAUUGAAUUGGAUGGAGUCGAUAUUGUAGUUUUGCCGGAAGUCAUUUUCAACCGUCAAAAUACUGCUGUGCUACUACCGAAUACAAACCUGUCAUAUUGCGAUGAUCCGGCCGUUGAUGAGGUGCUCCGUAGUAUCUCAUGUGCAGUUCGAAAGGCUAAAAAAUACGUGGUAAUCGACUUGUAUGUCAAAGUGAAAUGUUCAAUGGACGAUCAAUCGUUUUGCGCUUACGAAUCCGAUUCCACGAACCUCUACAACAUGGCCAUUGUCUUUGAUCGCAACGGCGAUGUGGUUGCGAAGUACCGAAAGUACCAUUUAUUCAAUGAGGACGGAGUGCAACAGACCAAAACGCCCGAUUUAACAACAUUUAGAACCGAUUUCAAUGUAACAUUCGGUGUGUGCAUUUGCUUUGAUCUGAUGUUCGACGAACCGGCCAUCAAUUUAGUCGAUCAAGGCGUGAAACACUUUGUUUAUCCAACGAUGUGGUUCUCGGAAAUUCCGUAUUUGACAGCCGUUCAAUACCAGCAAAGUUGGGCGUAUGCGAAUAAUGUAAAUCUAUUGGCAGCCAAUGUGAAUGCACCCAGCAUAAAAUGUUCUGGCAGUGGAAUCUACGGUGGACGAUCGGGUGCGUUGCAAGUAAUCGUCAGCGAAUCACCGGCAACUAAAAUUCUUGUAGCAAAGAUUCCCAUUGAUCCAGCUGAAGGAAACCGUCUCGAGGCACAGUCAAAUUCAAAUCCAAACACCGACUCGAAUGAAAGUAGUGAAAUGAUACUCUUCCAAGAUGAUAUAACUGAGUACACCGUGACAUUUUUGGACUUCUCUAGAUCUCUUGGGCAAAGCGGAAGCGUGUGCAAUAAAGCCAUUUGCUGUGAUUACAACAUCGAAGUCAGCGACAAUGGCGGAUUGGAAGGAAAGUCAUCAUAUUCAUAUGCAAUAUCGGUGUUCAGUGGACAUCGUCGCUACAAUGGCAUCAACAAUUUACUUACUGGUCAAGAAGUGUGCAGCUUAAUCGCUUGUACUGAAAUGAACACGAAGAGUUCCUGUGGAAUUCGAACAUCACCGUCACAAGUGCACAAUCGAUACAAUUUCACAAAAUUGUCGCUGAAAACAGUGCUUCCAGUCACUUACAUGAAAGCCAUGCCAAACACAUUGACCGCAGACUUGCUGCCGCUCAAUGUAAAGGAAUUUGAGUACAAAAUAUCCAAAAUAAAAGAACAUUAUGUGGUCGAGCUGCAUUUGAAUGUGCCAAAAUCAAAUCUGCUGACGUUUGCCAUUUUCUCACGAGACUAUGACAAGGAUGUGAUCACAAACGGCACAGAAUCUAGCAAGAUGACAACCAUGAUCACAUUUUGUGUUUUUUCAAGCAUUAUUUGGAUGAGAUGCAGCCAUUACGUCAAUCAUUGAUAUCAACUAUUUUAGUAUCAUUUUUUCUAUAAAGAAAUUUUUUGGAAUAAAAUAAUCUAUUCAUCGGAACUGUUAUUUUCGACUAACUCAAUCUUUGAACAAUUUCUCCACUACAUUUACUCGUACAUUGUGUGACAUUGUAUCUGUAAUGUGUUUGUCAAAUAAUAUGAUGUUGUCAGUUCGCAAUAAGUAGAUUUUAUCGUGUAAACGUGUAUAAACGAUAACUAAUUAGUUUUAUUUGAAGUUCAGUUGAUAGCCGCACGAAAAUCAGUUGUUAUCUCCACAAUUUCGGUAUUUGUUCAAAUGAAAUAAACAUUUUUGACGGAUUUAAUAACUUAUCAUUAUUACACAUCACUUGAUCUGUCAUCUAUAUUUGACACGUUCCACCAAUCCUGGAGUAUUAACAGGGCAACCGAAAAUAUUUAUUUAAAUAAAAAAUAUUUAAAUAAAUAUUUUGGCCAUUUUUGAAAAUUAUAUAGGUAAAUAUUUCCCAAUUUUCGAGUUUUUCGUAAAUAUUUUAAGGUUUUUGACGUCUUUUCAGAAAUAUUUUUGAGUAUUUUUCAAGCAAUGAUAAAUAUUUUAGAUGAAGGUAACAUAAAUUUUGCAAUAGAACAUGAGUCAUAUUUCAAGACAAAACAUUGCAAAUGUACUUUGCACGUCUCUACAUGACUUUGCAAAUCGAAGAUAAUGGAAUUAUAUCGAAUUGUCUCACUUAUAGUUGAUCAAAACCAAAAGUUGCAAUUCUGCAAUAUGUGCUAUUUCGACAGUAUUCAGUGUAUUUAUUUAUACAUUACUGUGUAGACGUUUACAAAUUUUAUUUAUCAGCUGAUUGAAUGAUCGCUUGAAUUUGCAAAUGUGUAGUCAUCAAAUAAUAUGUAAAUAACGUUCUCGCGCACUAAUAACUAAUUACUUCGAACGACUCGAUUUGACACUUUGAAUUUCGUUCUCAUUUGGAGACUGAAAUAGACGCGUUCAAAUUUGCUCCAAUUACGUCAACCGAUGUCGAGCGUUCAUUUUCCAAGAAUGUUUUGCGUGACAAUCGACGUUCAUUCCUUUUCGAAAAUUUAGCUAAACACGUUAUCAUUUUCUGUAACAACUUCGAAUAAUACUUAACUGUCGAAAAUGUCAAGAAAUAUUCAAAAUAUAAGGUUUUUUCCACUUAUUUUUUUCGUAAAUAUUUUCAGCUUAUUUUUAGUUUAUCGUAAAUAUUUCGAUGUUUUUUCGUGCAUAAAUAAAUAAAUAAUUUUGACUUUUUUCGUAAAUAUUUUCGGUUGCCCUAAAUAUUAAAAACUGUUCGAGUGUGAUUCUUAUUCUUCAAUAGAGUGAAUAACAUGUUGCAUUCCCAAGCGCGACAGUACGAUCAAUUCGAUGUCACAUCAGUUAGAUCAUCCAACUUGGAUGUGAGCAUUCGUCCUAGGCAAAUGUGACAAAGAGAAUGAAUAUCAAAACUAAAGAGUCGUUGCUUUUAUAAGAAUUACUUGAGACUAUUCACUAAUAUUCAUUCAUAUGUGACAAACACAUAUUUCUCUGGAUGUGACAUCGAAGCGUGUGACAUACUGUUGCGCUUGAAGGGACAACGCGUGAUAUGUUAGUAAUUUUGUUUAUUUUUUUUUUUCAAUCAAAAAGCAGUGAACAACAUAAGCAGAAAAUGUUUCUUCACCUUUCCUUUCAAUUCACCAUUGUCGCUGACUCCGAUAUUGUAAUCACAGCAAAUGGCGUUAUUGCACACUUUUCCGCUUGUUGUGUUUUUGAUUUGGUUUUCAGAAGAAAAAAACAAGUUUGAUGUUAGAUACAACGUACAUUACUCUGACUUCCCAAGAGUUAAUCGGCAUCCACUCUGAAAUUCGUUCUAUGUUGUAAUCAUGGAUACGGGAGAUAUCGCAGUCGGUGCAAAUCCAACGAAUGAAGAAUACAAUUUAUGGCAAAGUAUCGAUUUGCGCGUACAAAAAUUGAUAAGGAUGGGUUGUAGCAAAGUAAAUGUGCCGGAUAACUUGUUCAAAGUUUGAAACUGAGAAUCGCUUGUUUGUCUUGAAAAAAUAAUAAAAUCAAAAACCACUAAAAUGAAUCGAUUAUUUUA